AUGGCGGCCCUCGCGGCCCUCGGAGCUGCUGACGGUGGCCAUGUCCUCUCGAACGCUGUCGUCACCGAGGGCGACCUCAUCGCUGUCAGGUACCAGGCCCGUGGGGCCCCGCUGUGGCAUGAGCGCCUGGUUCUGCUGCUCCUGCCGAACCACUCGUUCACUGGGGUCACGCCGGACGGGGACUGCUAUGAGGAGGACCUGCUGCCGGGCGGGGACGUCGACGCCUUGACGCCGCUGGCCAACGGCGUCUCUGGAGGGGGGUCCCCCGCCAUCGGCGGCCAGAGGGUCUACGGCUUCCGCGCGCUGCCGCUCUUGCACCAGCUCGUUGCAGACAGGGCGGCCGCUGCCUCCAGGCUGAACGUCGUGCCCUCACCUGUCUUCGCGGUGAACGUGGGUAGGAGAGGUUGUGCUGAGAAUGCGAGAAGACCCGUGGCCCGAUCGGCCUGUCUCGGGCCCACGCACAGCUCUUUGGUGCUGCCGUUUUAUUUCCCAGAACGCGCCCACCCCCAUGGGCCGUCAUGUCCGCUGGCGUCAGGAGGCGGGCCUGAUUGA
Messenger RNA from Prorocentrum cordatum, 552 nucleotides. The record is from the annotation of a GenBank genome assembly. Lineage: Eukaryota; Dinophyceae; Prorocentrales; Prorocentraceae.